Messenger RNA from Gilbertella persicaria, 1817 nucleotides. RefSeq names its product Nsp1-like C-terminal region-domain-containing protein. Lineage: Eukaryota; Fungi; Mucoromycota; Mucoromycetes; Mucorales; Choanephoraceae. Gene Ontology annotation, molecular function: structural constituent of nuclear pore; phospholipid binding. Bases 60 to 1772 code for a protein of 570 amino acids. Gene Ontology annotation, biological process: RNA export from nucleus; protein import into nucleus. Gene Ontology annotation, cellular component: nuclear pore; nuclear pore central transport channel. The transcript is spliced from 6 exons. The record is from RefSeq and is a predicted model, not a curated record.
CUUUCUCUUGUGUGAUAAUAAAAUAUUUUCUUUCGUUCUUCACUUGAAAUAUUUUGAUAAUGUCUUUCGGUUUCGGAAACACAAACACAAACAAACCAGCAACUGGAUUUAGCUUCGGCACUUCUUCCACUUCCACCACACCUGGAUUUGGUGCUUCAAGCACAACGCCUGCCGCUACAGGAGGUUUUGGAGGUUUUGGAGCUUCUAACGCUUCUACAACGCCUGCUGCAUCAACUGGAUUUGGUGGAUUCGGUGCACCUGCUACUUCCACGCCUGCUGCUGGUGGCGGUGGAUUUGGUGGAUUUGGUGGAUUUGGUGCAACACCCGCUGCUACCUCUACCCCUGCUGCAUCAACUGGAUUUGGUGGAUUCGGUGCACCUGCUACUUCCACGCCUGCUGCUGGUGGCGGUGGAUUUGGUGGAUUUGGUACAACACCCGCUGCUACCUCUACUCCUGCUGCUGGUAGUGGAUUUGGUGGAUUCGGUACAACACCUGCUGCUACUUCAACAGCUCCCACUACAGGAUUUGGCGGUUUCGGUACUUCUGCUACCUCUGCAGCUCCUGCUACGACUGGAUUCGGUGGUUUUGGUACUCCUGCUGCCUCUACUGCCACCACUUCCACUGCUGCUGCACCUGCUGCUAGUGGAUUCAGUGGUUUUGGAACACCUGCUACUUCUACACCUGCUACAACCACGACAGGUGGAUUUGGUGCUGCUGCUGCUAAACCUGCUACACCUAGCUUUGGUGGAUUUGGUACAACGCCUACAACGCCUACAGCAACAACAACAACAUCUUCUUUUGGCGGUUUUGGUACACCUGCCAGCACAGCUACUGCUGCCACAGGCGCUACGACUGGAUUUGGUACACCUGCUUCUACUACAACAACAGCGCCUAGUCUUGGUGGGUUCGGUGCUACAACCACUUCUAAGCCUACACUUUCAUUCGGUACAUCUACUGCCACGUCUACACCUGCUACUUCAGCACCUGCUGCUGCUUCUACACUUUCCUUUGGUGGAUUUGGACAAAAAUCAACAGCUACUACAACUUCAACUACUACUCCAACUACAACCACACCUUCUACACCAGCCAGCACUACACUUGGUAGCAGUUCCAACUUGACGACACAGCCUACGACUGCCAAGCCUGUUUCUGUCCCUACACCAUCUGCAUUAAAAAACAAAUCUAUGGAAGAUAUACUUAAUUUAUGGACCAAAGAAUUAGAAAAGCAAACCAAGGACUUCCAUAAACAAGCAAACCAAGUCGCUGAAUGGGAUCAACAACUCAUUGAAAACGGCAACAAGAUUUCUGCCUUGUAUGAAAAUGUGAGCAAGGUUGAAGUGACCCAACGCGAAAUUGACCAAAACUUGUCUUAUAUCAAUGCACAACAAGAAGAAUUGAACUCUAUCCUUGAUAACUAUGAAAAGCAAAUCAAGGAGAUCUUUGACGAGAAUAACUUGCAACAACCUAUGCAACCUGCUGAUGUGCAAAGAGAAAAGGCUUAUGGUUUGGCUGAAAGUCUCAAUAGUCAAUUAGAUGAUGUCAACAGAAACUUGAAUAUCAUGGUUGAAGAGAUCAACAAGAUGGGUAAUUCUAAACAAAUCACUACGGAUGAAGAUGAUGCUGUUGGCCAAAUUGUUCAAAUCCUUAAUGCUCACUUGUCUUCUUUGCAAUGGAUUGAUACUCAUUCCAUGAAGUUACAAAGCAAGAUUCAAGAAGUUACAAAGUUGCAUGAAGAUGUUGCCAGAGAACAAGAACCUUCUUUACGUAGAUAAUUUUAUUUUAUUUUGUUUAACGACCAAUUUCAGAUAAAGCUUUCU